AUGGCGGCUGAAUCGGCAACAACGGAGACCGUCGAAAAGAAUGGAAACGAGGAGUCAACGGUAGAAAUAAAACAAAAUGGAGAUGCUCCAGCUAUUUCUCAGGUCCCUCCAACAGAAGUCGUCAAACCAUCAAAAGAAGAAGAAGAAGAAGACGAGCCUACUCCCGCCAAGAAAAGAAGCGGUUCGGAGGAGAAAACCGAAAUUCGAGAUGAUGCUCCAGAAGACGUCCAAAACGAUGAGGACGACGAGGACGCCCCAGAUGGGAAGUCAAAUCUGGAUGACGAUCAGAACGUGGAGAAUCCAGCAUAUAUUCCAAAAACUGGACGGUUUUAUAUGCAUGAUGAUGGUCGAAGAGUAGAUGUCACUUCACAGGGAAACGAUGAUGAUGACAGCGAUGAUCGUCGAAAUCUGAAAAAGAGUCGUGCGGAUGGAGACUGGAAACACGACCGUUUCGAUGAGAAGUUCCAACGACCAAAGACCAAAAAACAGAUUGUGACGAAGUAUGGAUUCGAUAUUCGACACAAAGAAGGAGAGGUCGGAACUCCAGAAGAGAAGGAGACAGCUCCAGAAUCAACAGAAGAAGAAUCAUCAGACACACGUCAAGUAACAAGACAACAGAAAGAACGAAGAGUUUCUUCUUCGACUGGAAGAGGGGCGAAAAGUGGAAGAGGCGGAGCUGGAAGAAGACCAAUGAAACAAAGAGAAAGGGAGGAUACUGUAGAUGAAUCAGAAGGCGGAGGUGAUGGAAAAGGAAAUGAUGACGAGGAACAGACACGUCCAGCACAGAAGAGACAGGUCAAGCAGCAAGAGAAGCCACCUAGGAAGCAGAAGCCAGUUGCCCCUCCUUCCAGUGAAGAAAACGAAGAAGAGGAAGAAGAUGAUGGAGCUAUUCGACGUGGUCAACGGCGUACCGUUCCUCUUCGACGUGGAACAUCUGGACCUCCAUCACGUCUACGUGGGCGUCUGACCCAAGGACCACCACGCCGUUCAUCCGGUGUCUCAGCUCCAUCUCAUCCACCGAGACAAUCGCCAGUACGUGGAACCGGAAGACGUCAAAAUGACACCACCACCUCUACAAGGGGCGCACCAUUACAAGUGACGUCAUCUUCAAAUUCUCGACGUGAUUACAGUAACCAGGCGGACCGAAAUGACGAUAGAUUUGAGAAUCAUCGACGAGGAGUUAUUCGUGGAGCUUCUAGAGGUACUGGAGGGACAAGAGGCUCGAGUUAUGGAGGAAGAGGAGCUGCAAUUAGAGGUGGAGUCAGAGGAUCUGGAGCGCCAAGAUAUGGAGUAAGAAGAACUGAUACAUCAGAACAAAGUGAAGGAUAUCAAAGAGGUGGAUCUGGAACUGACUACUCGUCUCCUCGUCCUCCAGCUCAUCAACAAUCCCCACCAACUCGGACUUAUCAGCCAACAUCUACUCCUGCGUUCCGUGGUGGAUCAUCCAAUUCUCAUCCACAUCCAUCAGCCAAUGUUUAUCCGUCCUCAACACGUGGCAACUAUUCUGGAAAUAUGGAAUACGCUCCACGUGGCGGUCAUGGAUAUCAUGGACCACCACCACCACAACAACCACAUCAUAACCAUCAUCAUCAACAGAAGAGAUUCGUUCAAGGACCACCACCACCAAUGGUCGCUGUUGGAGUUUUACCUGGAAAUGUUGUCCCACCACCACAAAUGACACGUGGAACUACUCAUGGAGGACACGGAAAUCAUCAUAAUGGAGGACAACAGAGAAUCCGACAACCAACGGAUGUCGUCUAUUUUGAUCCACAACAACAACAGGGAAAUCGUCAACUUCCACCUCGAUCGAAGAAGGUUAUCCCAAUUGUGGAUCCAAAUAAGGCAGAUCAAAAAUAA
Molecule: messenger RNA, 1857 nt
Organism: Caenorhabditis remanei
Lineage: Eukaryota; Metazoa; Nematoda; Chromadorea; Rhabditida; Rhabditidae
Exons: 6
Coding region: 1-1857 (618 amino acids)
Biological process (GO): mRNA processing
Cellular component (GO): exon-exon junction complex
Molecular function (GO): mRNA binding
Source: RefSeq, a predicted model, not a curated record